CGGGGCAGGAAGCGCUGCACGGAGCCGGGGGGGGGAGCCCCGGAAAAAGGCAGCGGCUUCCUGCUCCCGCCCCCCCCGGCCUGGUCCCGCCGCCGGAGCCGAGCGCAGCGGAGCGGCCUGACCGGUCCCGGUCCGGUCCGGUGCGGAGCGAGCGGCGGCGCAGCGGAGCCGCCUUUCCGGUUGAGGGAGGGGCGCGCAGAGGAACCCAGGUAUCCGGGCCCUGCAGCCCCCGGGGAGGGGGGAUUUGCUGCUUGUAACCACAUCUCGGCAUCGCCUGGAGGUGGGUCCCCCCCGAGCCGGCAGCUGGGAGCCCCCCAAGGGCAGGAUGGAUCUGGACGAGCCGUACAACGGGGGCCCGGCACCAGGCGCCCACAGUGGGUCCAGCGUGGCAAUCAUCGGGGCUGAGGACGAGGAUUUUGAGAACGACAUCGAGCCGACGCCGGAGGACCACAGCAGCGUGUUCCAGAGCAUGGUGGUGGUGAAGUCGCACCCGGCCUAUCUCAUGGCCUUUCUCCAGCACGUGGUUCUGCAGUUCGACUCCUGCCCCGUGCUCUGCUACCUGCACGUGGAGCUGAUCCGCAAGGCGAGCCCCAAGGAGGGCAAGAAACUCUUCCUGGAUUUCUACCACACGUUCCUGGAUAAGGCGGGGCUCCUGCGUGUCCACAUCCCAGCCCAGGUGCAGUUUGAACUGGACCGGAGCCGCCCGGAGCUGCUCCCGGAUGAGACCCUGCGCCAGUUCCUGAACGACAUCCAGAACUGCCAGGAGCCCGAGAUCUCCCGGCAGCUGGAGGAUUUCAGGUGGGUCCUGCCGGGGGCUCCCAUGUGGGGGGUGAACAGGGAGUGGGUGAGAUGUGCCCCACUCCCCCCCAGCUCCGCGAUUUUCGCCGCCAUCGUGACCUACAUGAAGUACCUGGGGGUUAAAACCAAACUGGGCGAGAGCAAGAAAUCGAAAGGGAAUUUCUUCCGCAAGAAGAUGUCGGGGAGCCGGAAGCCGGAGGAGCCCCCCAAGCCGCGGAAGGGUUUCAGCCUGUUGGACGCCACGCGCUGGAACCGCGGGGAGUCGCACAAUUCUGAUUUCAGACAAAGCAAAGUCCCCGAGGGUGAAGCGGAGAAGGCCGUGGCCUCGGAGCGGAAGGUUCUCAAGUUGUUGGAGCGCAGCGAGAGCCGGGGCAAGGGGGCCGGGACCCCAGGGCUUGAGCCCCCCGGAGUUUCUGUGACCGUGAACCCCCCUCCGGGGGAGGGGACCGAUGCGGAGCUGGGGUCAGAGCCCCAGUGCCCCGUGGAGCAGGGGGAGGCCCCCCCCAGCGAGCAGCCCCCCGAGGACAGUGCUGAGAACGAGAGAAAAUGGAAAAGGCUGCCGGGGAGGCUGGGCCGAUCGGAGAGCCUGCGUGUGACCGAGCGGAAGCGCUCGCAGCGCGGCUCGGCCAAGGGGAAGCAGCUGCGUUCCCGCAGCGACGUGGACCUUGAGGCGGCCGCCCGCGCCGGGGAGCUGCAGGAGAGACCCCCCCUGGGGCCGGGGCGCCCGAGGCCCGGCGGCGUCACCCCGGAGCCCGGGGGGGCCGGGGGAGGGGAGCCCCCGCAGUCCUUUCUGCUUCCCCAGUCUGAGGAGACUGAGCCGCGCGUUUCGGAGCUGGAGCCGGAGCCGCCGACCUGGCGCCAGCGGGUCCCCCCCGACACCCUCCUCAGGCUGAAGAAAGGCGAAGUCAAGCGGCAAGAGGUCAUCAACGAGCUGUUCCUCACCGAACACGCCCACGGGCGGAUGCUGCGGGUGCUUCUGGAGGUUUUCUACCAGCCGCUGCUCAGCGAAGGUUUCUUCCAGGAGACCGAACUGGCCAACAUCUUCCCCGGCCUGGACGAACUGAUGGACGUGCACACCACGUUCCUCGAGAGCCUGAAGAAGCUUCGGGAGAAGAGCGACUGCGUCAUUGCCGAGAUCGGGGACACGCUGCUGGCCCGGGUACGGGGGGGCUAGGUAACCCGGGGGGGGGUCCAAGGGGUGGAC
Chrysemys picta bellii (western painted turtle) is the source of this 2002-nucleotide messenger RNA. The record is from RefSeq and is a predicted model, not a curated record. Lineage: Eukaryota; Metazoa; Chordata; Testudines; Emydidae.